This is a messenger RNA of Copidosoma floridanum, 2801 nucleotides long. Its product is annotated as nose resistant to fluoxetine protein 6-like. The record is from RefSeq and is a predicted model, not a curated record. NCBI's taxonomy places the organism in Eukaryota, Metazoa, Arthropoda, Insecta, Hymenoptera, Encyrtidae. Gene Ontology annotation, molecular function: acyltransferase activity, transferring groups other than amino-acyl groups.
CAUAAAAUCGGUAACGAGCGUGCGAACCGAGUUAAUAGAUAAAUCGGUGCUACGUCGCGCGGACGCCCCGAAGACGGCGCAUUAAUAAACACUAUAACUAUACUUUUCUUUUUAUUAUUGCUAUAGUAUAUCGAUUACGAAGACCCAUAGAUGAGCGGGAAUAAGGGAGCGAGCGAUUUUUAACGAUUUUCACUCGACGAUUUGCUGCAGGUCGCGAAUCCGAAAAAUUGAAAAAUGAUCGGUAAGCUGUGCGUCGUGGGUGUGCUUUUGUUUUACUUGAGUGGGUGCGAAGGGCAAUUCUUCUCGCAUGACUGGAAUUCGACCGAUUGUUUGACGAUCGGCAAGAAAAAGGUGGUGCCUGGCGACGACUUUUGGUUCGAUAAAGUACCCGUACCGCCGAUCGUCGUCGCCACUUCGAACUCGCUUCCCGAGGGUGCUUGCAAACGACAGCUAAAAAGGUAUAUCGAAGAACUGGGAAAUGGCACCUUUUGGGCAACUCAGAUGUUUGACUCAUCGGCAAAGUACCCGUACGGUAUAAUAGACGGUCAAACGAGGCACCUGGGCAGCUUCGACCAGUGCUACAGAAUCGAGGCUCGCUUACCAAGCGAAAACAGCAACAGCAGCUUCGUGGAGUUGAGGAGCCGGUACUGUCUCGUCGAUUUCAAGUACGAGCGAAAGGACAAUUACCUGAGCUUUUACGAAAAGCUCGACCACGACUUCGAUCCCAAUGGCUCGGCUUGGGAGGCCGUCAAGGAGAAGGGCGAUUACCGGCGCAUCAGACGCUACAUGCUGCAAAUGGCACUUUGCGUGCCGGCAGCUUGCACUCCCGAAGACAUAAGGCUCGCCUUGCAGGAACCGUACGACGACUUUGGCGAGAGUAAUGGGGUUGCGAUAAAGGUCGGCGUCGACCAGGAAAAUUGCCAGACCAUGGUCGAGGAGCCGGAGUUCUCCACCGGCGCGUACGUGUACUGUGGAAUAGUGCUGGGAAUAUUAGUACUAGUGAUAAUAAGUAGCCUUUACGACGGCACUAUCAUUACGGAGGAAGAUAAGCGGUGCACGUCCAAGUCAACGCAAAUGCUGCUUUGUUUCUCGGUGAAGCGGAAUUUGCGCACGAUUUUUCAAACUAGCUACCAACACAGGGGCCUCGAUACCAUUCACAUGAUCCGGUUCUUUUCCAUGUGUCUCGUGCUCGUCGGCCACCGCAUGAUGCAGUACUACGCCAAUCCUACAGUCAAUAUGCGCUAUCACGAGCUUACUUUUGACAUACCUUCGUUCGUAAUGGUUCACAACGGGCCAAUCAUAGUCGACGGAUUUUUCGGGAUUGGCGGACUCUUGACGUGUUACGUUAUUUUGGAUCAAUUCCAAAAAUCGAAGAACAUAAAUUUUUUCGGUCUUACUUUCAUUCGCUUUCUGAGGUUCACACCAGCUUAUGCUCUCGUAAUUUUUUUCUAUUCGUACGUCUUUCAACACAUCGGCUCUGGACCGCAGUGGCAAACCUUCAUAACUUCUGCAUCGAAAAACUGCGCUGCGACUUGGUGGGCUAAUCUGUUCUAUCUGAACAAUUACAUGACAAUGGACAAAUUGUGCAUGUUUCAGUCUUGGUACUUGGCAGUGGACUUUCAUCUGUAUCUUUUGACGAUCGUUCUUCUCUGCGUGUUUUGCAAGUGUCCCAGAAAAAUCGGUUACUCCAUCCUCGGAGGAGUGACCGUCCUCAGCAUCUUGAUACCUUUCUACAUUACUUACGCCUAUCACGUGCAACCCCUCUUCAUUGGCUUCUCUUAUAUGUAUAGCGUAACGAAAGACGAAUACUUUAUCAACCACUACGUAAAAACACACAUGCGGAUGACAUCUUACCUGGUAGGAGUGAUCUGCGGUGCCAUUCUCUACGACUACAAGGAUGCCUCGUGGCGUAUCUCAAAGAGAUGGUCGCACUGCCUGUUCAUACUAUUCGCAGUUGUUAUGAGCGUCAAAUCCCAAUCAUUGGGCCACCACUAUUAUAAUCCAAAUUCCAAGCCAUCCUUGCUCGAGGUGGCGUUGUACGCGUGUCUUCAUCGCGGCUUUUUUGCUCUCAGCUUCUGCUCCAUUGUCUUGCUCAUCACCAUGGGUGAUGGUUUAGACUUCCACUACAAUUUUUUAACGCCACGUUGGGUACAGCCACUGGGACGGCUUACUUACAGCGUCUUCCUGUGCCACAAUAUCAUUCAAAUGUAUCAAAUAGGAACCAUGAGGAGUCCGAGGACUUACAGUAUUCAUAAUAUUUUUUGGGACUUUGUGUCGGAUGUCGUGUAUUCGUUUUCACUGGCUUUGCUCAUAGCCAUAGGCAUCGAAGGUCCGUUCAGGAAAUUGGAGAAGCAUUUUAUUACGCAAAGGUCGAGUAAAUUGCCAAAGAAAGCGCGUGCAAGUUUUGAAGAGGAGAUAAUUCAAAAUUUCGAAACGAGAAAGAUAGACUAGAUUAUUUUACAAUACUUACGAAUAAAUGCGUUUUUGGAUUCUGUGUUUUUUUAAUUUUUUUAGUUUUUAGAUUUUGUAUAUACGUGAUAAUUCGGGGUUGUAUCACGAAAACUUUGCUAUUUCAUGAUCUAGAUAUUCAAAGAGUUUAUGUUUUGAGGCAGAAUAUUGAGAAUUCCAAUUCUAAAUAGCGCGUUUUUCGUAGUAUGACCCAUCUAAGCUUUUAUGCCUUGCAAAAUUUGCAUAAAAACAUAAGUUGUACAUAAAAGCAAAUGUAUAAAAUGAAAAUUUUGUUUAAAUUAAUUUUACCAGUUGUUUGAAUUGAUUUGAUUAAUAAAAGCACUUAAAAUUAA